AUGUGGCCCUCUCGAGGAGGCGGAGGAGGAGGAAAUACGAACGCCCCGUACUCUCCGUUCGAGGAUGAUUCCAACGAGAAAUCCUACGCCGCGAAGUUGUACACCAAGAAGAAGAAGAAGAAUUACACCAACAACGGUUUACUCUUUAACGGAUAUAAUAACAACACGAACAACAACAACAACAACAACAGAAAAGGAGUGAAAAUCAUCGGCGGCGUGUUACUCCUGAUGACGAUUUUGAGAGUGUUUUGGUCGUCGCGUUUGAGUGCGACGAAUACUACGAAUAGGACGAGUGGUUUUAGGCACGUGGAUAAAUACGACAGAGAAGGGAACGCGAAGUCGAUGAUGGACGGCGGAAACGGCGUCGUCGUCGAUGGGAAUAACGAGUAUUACGAUGUGAACAACGAUUCAGACGAUUCAGACGGGAAGAAGACAAAGAAGACAAAGAAGAAUCUGUGGUCGCGAGCGACGAACGACGCUCCGCGCUCGUCUCGCGUAUCUUCGCAAAAAGUAGCCGCGAAUUUAGUCAUCGAUCAUCUCGGUCGCGCGUUAGCGCCGAUGAUAUCGAAAUACGUGGAUAUAGAUGAAGACGGCGCGGUGGACGCGAACGAGUUGGAACGAUUCGCGGAGAGAGUCGGCGGGGUUGAAAAUGUCGGGAAAGGGUUCACGAGCGCGGUUUUAGCGGCGUUGACGGCGACGUGGGGGGACGCGGAGAGCGGUGGACAGCAUAAUCGGCCGAUUGAGAAAACGCCGUGCGCGUUGGAGUUUAAUCGAGGGUUGAGUACUGGGGCGGAGUUAGAGGUGACUUCGGACGUGCAGUUUAAAGGGGUGAAGCCGUUUUGCGUCGAGGCGUGGGUGAAACCGAGCGACGCGGAAACCACUCGGAAUGGGUUUCAAGGGUACGGUGGCGCGAUAUUCGCGAAGAAGAUGAGCGACGAGAUGCACCCAGACGACGACGAAACCGACGUGUUGUUAAUGGACGAAGACCAGAAAAAAGGAGGGAAGAACGUCGGACGAGGCCAGUUUACGUUUGCGUUGGACGACGCCGGAGGUUUAACGUUUAUGAGAGAAACCGGCUUGACGACCGCGUUACGAUCGAAAAGACACUUGAAACCAAACUCCUACACGCACGUCGCCGCCUCUUACGGGUUUGGCGACGCGUCCAUAUUCAUAAACGGCACGUUAGACGCGACGAGGAAAGAAGGCGCGAUUUUACGCGGCGACGACGUGACGCCGCUCACGAUUGGAAUGUUGUUAGAUAGAAAAGGCCGCUCGAGGUUAGGUUUCACCGGAACCAUCCAAGAAGUCCGCCUGUGGAACCGACCGUGCGACAAAGAGUCCAUGAAACGGUACUACGAGCGUCGAUUAGUCGGAUGGGAACCUGGACUCACCGCAUAUUGGCCCAUGAACGAUUGUUUCGGUAAAAUUUUAGCGGAGAAGCGAGGCGAAUACCGAGGACGCGUGACCGGCAGAGCCGCGUGGAGAAGAAACGGACACCAUUUAAUGACCGACGACGACAUCGAACUGUGCAAACACCUCGCCAAAGGCGUCAUCGAUGAAAGCUUAGCCUGA
Bathycoccus prasinos is the source of this 1572-nucleotide messenger RNA. RefSeq lists its product as hypothetical. The transcript has a single exon. Bases 1 to 1572 code for a protein of 523 amino acids. The record is from RefSeq and is a predicted model, not a curated record. Lineage: Eukaryota; Viridiplantae; Chlorophyta; Mamiellophyceae; Mamiellales; Bathycoccaceae.